This is a messenger RNA of Ectocarpus sp. CCAP 1310/34, 723 nucleotides long. The record is from the annotation of a GenBank genome assembly. NCBI's taxonomy places the organism in Eukaryota, Phaeophyceae, Ectocarpales, Ectocarpaceae.
AUGAAGGAAGAGAUCACGGCCCUCAAAGCCCACAUCGUCUCGAUGGAAAAAGAGCAGUCAUACGUGGUCAACGCGGCGGUCAAGAAAACCGCUGAGCAGCUGGUGCUAGAGCGGGAAAGGGCUGUGGAGGAAGAGAGAGCAAGGGCGGACCAGCUGGAAGAGCAGAGAAGCGUCGCACAGCUUCAGAACGAGCUGUUGACAGAAAUGGUGGCUGCAGAGCAGGUGAACGUAAAGCUUCAGGAGAGGCGGAACGAAGCUCUCAAGUGGGAGCUGCUUAGGCAAGGCGGGUGCCAGGAAACGUUCGACAGCAUUGCCAAAGAGGUUCCGGUUCUCGGGGACACCCUGAGGGCCGACACGGCCGAUGUUUUGCACGGAGUAGCGAAGCAUGACAUGGCAGAAGCCAUCGAGCACGUCGUGUGCCGAAUUGGCGAGGUCAAAGACGGCCUGCAGGAAGCCUUUGUUGCCAGAGACACCGGCCGCACAGGGGCGUUGGGCGGGGCAGCUUUCAAGGACGCUUUGAAAGAAAGCUUUCCCGACAUGCCGCGCGAGGACAGGCAGCUCCUCAUGCUGCGUUUCGUUCGGGAAGUAGACCAGAGCGUCGACUACGGAGAGUUCCUUGAGUUCUGCCGCCACAAGGCGCAGUCAAGAGAGCGUCUAAAAAUGGGCCUAACCGGCGCUCUAGCGGCAACGCGUUCUGCAGGGAUCGCUGGCAUAUUGCCUUGA